Lolium perenne is the source of this 1800-nucleotide messenger RNA. Its product is annotated as putative clathrin assembly protein At1g25240. Gene Ontology annotation, molecular function: phosphatidylinositol-4,5-bisphosphate binding; SNARE binding; 1-phosphatidylinositol binding. Gene Ontology annotation, cellular component: clathrin-coated vesicle; clathrin-coated pit. The record is from RefSeq and is a predicted model, not a curated record. Gene Ontology annotation, biological process: clathrin coat assembly; vesicle budding from membrane; clathrin-dependent endocytosis. Lineage: Eukaryota; Viridiplantae; Streptophyta; Magnoliopsida; Poales; Poaceae.
GAAAGAACAAGACGAGAGAGCUCUUUACUCUACGCGAGCUCUCGGGGCCUCCAACAAAAUUAGAAAAGCUUGACCUCGCAGCUCGCCCACCACCAUUCCAUUUGCCGACCAAUUGGCGUCGCCUGCUUCCCCUUCCGUAGUGCCAGACACGUCGUGCUUGGCGCGUCCUUUUUCUUCUUCCCCGGCCGCCUGCCGUUUUGUUUGGUUUUCGCCGUUUCCUUUGCGCCAGCUUCAUUUUCCCCUCCACCAGACGGUCGAGCGGCCAAGAACGGCCGAGGACUAACGCAUCGAUCGGGGAGCGACUUGAGAUCGAUCGCGCGCGGCGGAGGAGGAGGUGUUGGUGAGGCCAAGUGAAGGAUCCCGUCCCGUCCCGUGGCGGGAAGACUCAGGAGGGAGGGAAUGACAACGGCACGGAGGUGGUGGCGUCGCGCGGCGGCGGCGGUCAAGGACAGGAGGAGCCUGUACCUGACACGCGUGGUGGCGCUGCGGCCGUGCACGGGGCCGGUGACGAGGAGCGCGGAGCUGGAGGCGGCGGUGAUCCGCGCCACGAGCCACGACGAGCGGGCGGUGGACUACCGGGGCGCGGCGCGGGUGUUCGCGCUGGCGCGCGCCUCGCCGCCGGACAUGCAGCCGCUCAUGUUCGCGCUCGCGCGCCGGGCGGGCCGGACGCAGUGCUGGGCCGUGGCGCUCAAGGCGCUCAUGCUCGCGCACGGCCUGCUCCUGCGCUCCGACCUCGCGCCCCGCGCCGCGCGCCUCGGACGCGUCCCGUUCGACCUCGCCGACUUCCGCGACCGCUCCGCGGCGUCGCCCAACUCCUCCGGCUUCUCGGCCUUCGUGCGCGCCUACUUCCGCUUCCUCGACGUCCGCUCCCUCUUCGCCGCCCAGGAGAUCGACGCCGCCAGCGACGACGACGACGACGACGCGCGUCUCGACCGCGUCUCCAAGCGGCAGCACCUGCUCGAGCUGCUCAUGCAGAUCCGGCCGUACGGGGACGACAUGGAGGAGAACCUCGUCCUGGAGGCCAUGGACUGCGUCGUCAUCGAGAUCUUCGAGGUCUACAGCCAGGUGUGCACCGGCAUCGCCCGCUUCCUCGUCAGCGUUCUCGGCUCCGCGCCCACGACGCCCAGACCUCGAGCCGGGGAGACCCUGGACGCCGCCAGGCGGCGGAGGGGAGUGCACGGAAUGCGGGUGCUGCGCAAGGCCGCGGAGCAGAGUGCACAGCUGGCGUCCUACUUCGAGCUCUGCCGGAGCCUAGGCGUGCUGAACGCCGCCGAGUUCCCCGCAGUGGAGCGCGUCCCCGACGACGACAUAAGGGACCUCGAGAAGCUCAUCAUGGCCCACGCCCAAGAAACCACCAAGCUGGUGGAGGACGACAACGAAGCCAAGGCGCUCAUCAUCGCCAUGGACAACAACGAAGGGAAUGCGCUCGUCGCCAUGGAGAAGGCCAGCGUGGCGUCGAACACGGUGGUGACGGGAGAGUGGGUGGUGUUCGACGAAGCCGAGGACAACGCCGGCGACGGUGCCGGUGGGAGGCAAGGGUAUAUUGGUAAUUACGUGAACCCGUUCGUUUGCGCGCCGUUGAACUUGUUGGCUUAGAUGUUCGUGGUCUGUUUUCCUAGAGAAGAAGCGUCUGAUCUGCAGGAAUGAUUAGUCCAAAUUUCCAUGAAUAUUGACAAGUAAUUGUUGUAUUCUGCUUUUGAGUUACGAACGCUGAGAUUGAGUUGUUGUAAAUACAGUUGUGAUGAACUCGUAUUGUUGUAUUGUGAAGAAGGAUGCAAAUCAUCCAUAGUUGUUUGAAAA